Messenger RNA from Penicillium alfredii, 1518 nucleotides. Its product is annotated as putative lipoate--protein ligase. Gene Ontology annotation, molecular function: lipoyltransferase activity. Bases 1 to 1518 code for a protein of 505 amino acids. Gene Ontology annotation, biological process: protein lipoylation. The transcript is spliced from 4 exons. Lineage: Eukaryota; Fungi; Ascomycota; Eurotiomycetes; Eurotiales; Aspergillaceae. Gene Ontology annotation, cellular component: mitochondrion; cytoplasm. The record is from RefSeq and is a predicted model, not a curated record.
AUGCUGCCCUGGCGAUGGUUGUCGCCCUUGCCUGGCUUGAAGAAUGGGAUUCGACUCAAUUCAUCAUAUGCUCUGCACCGGUUCCCUGAGCUCGCCCGCCGCCCGUCCUCUAGACACCAGAUUUACCAAUCGGUCUCCACCGACCCUUACGUGAACCUUUCGAUUGAACACUUCCUACUUGAAAAUGCUCCGGCGGACUCGAGCAUUCUGUUCCUCUACAUCAACAGACCUUGCGUCGUGAUCGGUCGCAAUCAGAACCCAUGGCUCGAGACGGAUCUCCGUGCCCUGCACAAUGACCGGACUCGCGCAGCCCGAGAGGGCGAAGCAGCGCUCUAUGUUCGGCGGCGGUCUGGCGGCGGCGCCGUCUUCCACGAUGAAGGGAAUCUCAAUUACAGUGUUAUUUCACCGCGCACGUCGUUCACGCGCAACAAGCACGCGGAGAUGGUGGUCCGCGCGCUGCAUCGGGUCGGCGCAACCAGCACAAGCGUCAACGAACGACACGAUAUUGUGAUGUCGCAGACAGAGGCAUCGUCAAGUGACGCUAUGGAGCAUGUCCCGCGCAAAAUCUCUGGGUCUGCAUUCAAACUCACGCGGCACCGCGCUCUCCACCACGGCACUUGUCUCCUGGAUUCGCCCAAUAUCCGCGAUCUCGGCCGGUUCCUGCGGUCCCCGGCGCGUGGGUAUAUCCAGGCCAAGGGUGUGGAAAGCGUCCGGUCGCCAGUGGCGAAUGUUUCUGCUGCGCUUGCCGACUCGUUUUUCUCGAUGCAGGGUGUUAUGGGCAGCGUGGUCGAGGAAUUCGCUCGAUUGUAUGCGGUUCACCCUGAUGCCGUGCUACGGGCACAACGGGCCCAUGCCAAUGAGCCGGAGAUCUUUGCUGGGGACAGCUGGGUUGCGGGCACGGUAGGGGAGGCGCAGAGCGAGCAGGAGGACAUUAGCAAGGGGAUUACCGAGUUAAGGUGGAAGUACACGCAAACUCCACAGUUCACCUUCUCAACAUACCCGAUUGACGAGGGUCCUCGUGAACGCCCACCGCUACCUAUUUCUCUCCCUUCUUCGACCCGCGCAUUCCUCCGCCUCAAACACGGCGCCAUUAUUGAGAGCCACAUCUCCGUCUCCUCGGACCCGUCCACUGCCUCUGAGCAAGCCAGCCGUAUGCACCAAGCCCUGAACGGGCAGAAAUUGCAUGAAUUCACUCUGGCACGGUGGACAGAGCUGCUGCGGCAGGGUCUCGGCGCGACGGAGGGUGUUGAUGAUGCCCUCCUUCACGAAUUCGCGCAGUACCUGGGGGGUCUCUUGGGUGAGAGCUCGCUGUUCGCCCAGCACUUCUGGCGUCCUGAGCGCGAUCUCCCCACAUCGUCACCGGGUAAAUGCAAGGCUGCCCCCACGCAGUGCCUUGAACCCGGCAGGAAAUCCCAUGAGACGCCGUAUUUCACGAUGGCCGAAGCUGCAGGGGUCUUCGCUGCGAAGACCGAUGUCUUGGAAAUGGUCCGUUCAUUCUCGUGCGUCUGUUAUCGGUGA